AUGAGCCAACCAUCAAGACAGUCCCAGGGCUCUCCCAACACCAAGGACGUGAAGAGUCCGCAGCAGCAGCAGCAACUUCUCACGCCACCAGACUCCUCCAAGGCCCAACGCACCGGCGUCGACUCGACUGGAAAUGCCACCUCUAACAACUACGGAGGGGACACCCAGGACGAGCACGAUCAACCUCUCCAGCCCGGCGGCCGGCCCCGGCGAUACACGACGUACCCGGACAUCGUCAACCCCCAGCAGCAGCAACCCGCGCCGUACCAGAGCAACGGCCGCAGGCGGAGACGUACACAGGCUGAAAUGCUGAUGCAUCAUGCCCUAGCCUGGCUCGGCUACGGGGAGGACGUUCCCAAUGUCAGUGUCGUAACCGGGGAGCCGCUCGUCUAUGGAGAGAUCCCUACGCACGGUACCUGGAAGGUGGGCGGUGAGUAUGGUGACGAUGAAGUUGACGAACUCGCCGCGAGGGUGUCGAGCGCUCUCACCAUCGGGGUCAACAGGAACGCUAGGGAGCAGCAGCAGGGACUCAAGCGCGGCGGCGCCUGA
Messenger RNA from Diaporthe citri, 549 nucleotides. RefSeq lists its product as uncharacterized. The record is from RefSeq and is a predicted model, not a curated record. Bases 1 to 549 code for a protein of 182 amino acids. The transcript has a single exon. NCBI's taxonomy places the organism in Eukaryota, Fungi, Ascomycota, Sordariomycetes, Diaporthales, Diaporthaceae.